This is a messenger RNA of Fusarium pseudograminearum CS3096, 1560 nucleotides long. RefSeq lists its product as uncharacterized. Lineage: Eukaryota; Fungi; Ascomycota; Sordariomycetes; Hypocreales; Nectriaceae. Gene Ontology annotation, molecular function: protein binding. The transcript has a single exon. Bases 1 to 1560 code for a protein of 519 amino acids. The record is from RefSeq and is a predicted model, not a curated record.
AUGUCGUCAGAGGAGUUAACCCUUCCUCCUCUCCCUGCUGUUUCUUGGGAUGAGCAGUCCCAAACUUUCACCAACAACCCUCGGAAACGCGUCCGCAAUGCCGGCUCCAAGCACGCGCCUUCCUCGGGCUUCAACAAUUCAAGUGAUCCCGCCAUAUUCUCUAGUGAUGAUGACCCUGCGUUGGACAACUAUGUAGAAGGCAGGCGAAAGAAGAGAUACAUUGGUACUUGGUUUCAACAGCAUCCCACUUCUUCUGACUCGACUUUCAGUGAGAUUCACGUUUCUAAGCAGAGGCGCCCAUGGACGCGACAGGCAGACAGUGGUGUCUUCCUUGGCAGCGAUGGCAAUGAGAGCGAAGACAUGCUGGAACCGGUUCCUGAAAACCCAAAACCCAGACUGCCCCAGCUUGAUCGCGUAGUGCGCCGCGUCUCAAGGGCUGAGCAGAUUGCACGCGACAAGGUUCGCACGUGUCUUGAGACGGGCGAAGAGACAGUCGACUUUUGGUCGAUGGGGCUGGAAGAUGUCUCCAACGAUACCAUUAGUCCUUUGUCACAGUUCACAUGCAUCCCCGUUGUUACUAAGGAUGUUGCCUUUGAGCAAAAGGACCCAGAGCUCAAGAUCUACAUGGCCCAGAACCGGCUAACACGGGUUCCUGGUGCCAUCUUCGACUUGACCUAUCUCACUAUUCUCAGUCUCCGCCACAACAAACUCACUGAACUCCCUCCUGGCAUCGGCAAAUUACAGCAUCUCAAGGAGCUCAAUGUGUCACAAAACCGCUUACGACAUUUACCAGUUGAGUUGUUAGAUCUAUUUGUAUCAAGUAGCAAACUCGACACACUCGUUGUCCAUCCCAACCCCUUUUGGCAACCAAAACGAGCCCUAGAACAGACCGAGGAGAAGUCCGACAAUGUGCUCUUUUCUCACACGGAAUCAGAACCUUCUUCUGUGCCACUCUUGGUGAGUCGAGUGUUGGGUCGGUCUCCUUCGCAACUCUCGGAUACUACAGGCCGAGUCGUCUCAGACUUCAAGUUUCCAACAGACCACCGGAAACUCGUAUUGCCUGUUGAUGAGGGAGAACCAGAAUUCUCACCAUCGGCGUCCGUCUCAUCUAUGACAGAAUCGCAACGCUUGCAAGGGGCAAGUCGCGUCCCAAGUCUACUGGAGACUGCCCUCCGAGCCUGCUAUUCUACCACUCAGCUUCCAGAAAUGGCGUUUUACAUUCCGGAGGGUCUUAAUCACCUCAGGAGGCUUCUGGAACGAGCACAUCGACAAAAGGAAGCCGGUGGGCUGACUUGCGCACGCUGCCGCAAGAUGAUGGUCAUUCCAACUGUCGAAUGGGUUGAAUGGCGGGAAGUCCGAACCUGUAAAAAGGUCAGCCACGAGAACUCAUCUGCCCUGCGGGUGACACCGCUGAGUAUGGCAGAGGGCGAGAGGACUGUUCCCUUCAUCCACCGAGGAUGCUCAUGGCGAUGCGGGCCAGGAGAAUUGGAGAAGAGCAGUUGGGGUCUGCCGAGAGGAAAUCUUGUUCCUGUAACCGAUGAGGGAAAUCAACAAGCAUGA